GCAGCAGAGAAAGUGGGACUAUUCUGUGCUCAUCAUGGAUUUAUCACCCGCAGCUCUGAUCCUGUGUUCUCUCUUAUGUACAGUGGCUGGUCAGGCUCCAGUUGUCUCAGUGGAGCCUCGGGUUGCUACUGUUCGCCAAGGAGAGUCUGUCAGCUUCAGGUGCCAAGUGGGGAGCGGCGCUCAGCCAGUUCGGCUGGAGUGGAGGAGAGCCAAUAACCAAGCGUUACCAGAGAAUGCAAAGAUCGGUCCUGAUGGGUCUUUGCUGACGAUUGCAAAUGCCCGACCUGGAAAUCAGGGCCAAUACCGCUGUGUUGGAGUCAACUCCGCCGGCCGCGGCACUGCCAGUGCUGUGCUGAACGUCAAAUUUGCUCCCAAAGUUCAGGUGACACCAGCCGGGCCUCUGCGGGUGAGGAUAGGUGAAGCCGUGUCAGUGGACUGUCAGGCCACCGGCAGGCCACGCCCCACGCUGUCCUGGAAACGCCAAGGCUCCACCCUGCAGCUGGUUACCACGGAGACAAAUGAUGUCAACACCAUAAAGUGGCCUGCAGUGCGUCCAGAAGAUUCAGGAGUUUAUAUUUGCCAAGCUGUGAACAGUGAGGGAAUUACAGAGGUCAAAGUUGACAUCGUUGUGGAGGGGGGGCUUGGAGCACCAGUGGCUACAGUGAGCGCUACAGAAAUGACAGUGGUGGAGGGACAUACAGUCGUAAUGGAGUGUCAGGCCAGCGGUUCUCCCACCCCCGUCAUCACCUGGUCCAAACUUCGAGCGCCGUUGCCAUGGAAACAUACGGUGUCCGGUGGAGUUUUGACACUGACCAGCGUCGGGCGCCAAGACUCAGGACAAUACAUCUGCAAUGCAACCAACAUACACGGCUACAGUGAGGCGUACACGCAGAUGGAGGUGGACACUCCUCCGUACGCCACCUGCCUGCCCGACCAGGUGAGGCUCCAGCCGGGGGAUGCCCUCCGCCUGCAGUGCCUCGCCCACGGCUCUCACCCCAUCCAGUUCACGUGGACUCGGCUGGGCAGGGCGGGUCUGCCUGCAGGAACCCAGACCACUAAGGAUGGAACGCUGCUCAUAGCCCACGUUAGGCAGAGCGACGGCGGGACGUACAAAUGUGUGGCCUCCAACCGCAUUGGUUCAAGUGAGGCAGUGGCCAAAGUCAUGAUUAAAGCUUAAAGUGAUUCCAUCAAA
Messenger RNA from Stegastes partitus (bicolor damselfish), 1192 nucleotides. RefSeq names its product secreted immunoglobulin domain 4 (gene sid4). The coding region runs from base 35 to 1177 and encodes 380 amino acids. The transcript is spliced from 8 exons. NCBI's taxonomy places the organism in Eukaryota, Metazoa, Chordata, Actinopteri, Pomacentridae. The record is from RefSeq and is a predicted model, not a curated record. Gene Ontology annotation, biological process: homophilic cell-cell adhesion; dendrite self-avoidance; axon guidance. Gene Ontology annotation, molecular function: cell-cell adhesion mediator activity. Gene Ontology annotation, cellular component: axon; plasma membrane.